AUGCCCUCACUCCGCCUCCGCCCCGCCCCAACGCCCUCCUCCUCGUCCACCUCGUCAUCCUUACAUCGCUCCAAAUCGCCUAAAAGCGUCGAUGUCGCCUCGGCGAACACUACUAGCGCAUCUCGCAGAAACAGAAACUCGCCGGAGUCUUCGUUUCCGGUGCCCCGGUCUCCUUUCGGCGCGUGGACCGGCCCACCCAAAACGCCGCUGACACCGCACUUUGCCCGCAAGCUACCUACGCGAGUCAUCACGCUCCUGGGCCUCGCCGUCAUCCUCCUCCUCUGCUGCCUCCUCUUCGCCGCCGUGUGGGACAUACGUGGAAGCUGGAUCCCAGGCUUAAGUCGACCACUACUACUUACACCAAGUUCAACAACGGCAUAUAUUCAACAUGCCGUGAGCAGAGCCACCAGUGAUCGGGGCCGGCACUGGAGUGGUGAAGCCAAUGCACCGCCAAGGCAAGACAGCUCCUACACCGUCCGACCGCCAGAACCCUUUGUGCCGCAGUUCCCAUCUAUUGCGCUCCCUGUGCGCGAUGACCCAGCUUUCCAGGAUCCUGGAGAGCCUGGGCACGAGGCGUGGCUGCGUAUGCUGCCAGCGGGCAAUGGACUGGUACAGGUACGAUAUCCGAGUCAGUACGGGUUGCCGAGAUCGGAGAAGCAGACGGAUGGGUAUGGCCGGGAAGUAGCAGAUGUGGAGGUGUACGAAGUGGCCGUGGUGAGGGAGCUGGAGUGUCUGCUGGUGGUCAGAGAGCUGCUGGGUAGGUAUGAGGAGCUGGGGAAGGGAUAUCACGGGCAAGGCGGGGGAAAGCAGGGCGAGGUUGUGCAGGACUGGGAGCGUGUGGAUGCGUUGAGGUGUUUGGAUCAUUUGAGGCAAUCAAUUCUUUGCCAUGCAGACACAACGCUGGAGCGCGUAGGACAGCAUGCACAGAGGGCAAGCAGAGAUCAUGGACAAGACGACACUCCUGUGCCAGACCUUGACAGCAGUAGUGGAACGACGCGAGUGUGCAAAGAUUGGUCCAAGAUCAAGCACUGGUUGGAGGAACACCGCGCCGACAAGAAGCACUGA
Cyphellophora europaea CBS 101466 is the source of this 1065-nucleotide messenger RNA. RefSeq lists its product as uncharacterized. Gene Ontology annotation, biological process: mycotoxin biosynthetic process. The transcript is spliced from 3 exons. Lineage: Eukaryota; Fungi; Ascomycota; Eurotiomycetes; Chaetothyriales; Cyphellophoraceae. The record is from RefSeq and is a predicted model, not a curated record. Bases 1 to 1065 code for a protein of 354 amino acids.